Molecule: messenger RNA, 1195 nt
Organism: Coniophora puteana RWD-64-598 SS2
Lineage: Eukaryota; Fungi; Basidiomycota; Agaricomycetes; Boletales; Coniophoraceae
Exons: 2
Coding region: 194-982 (262 amino acids)
Source: RefSeq, a predicted model, not a curated record
CGCUCUCUCGCCCCCUGAUCCCUUUCUCAGGCUCACCCGUCUUCUCACUUGGCUGACCACUCUGCUGCUCCUAGUACCUCUGCUUACUCCCCAACUCCCACCUCGUUGCUGGUCGUCCAGCCAACUUCUUCAGCCCGCCUCUUCUGCUGUUGCUCCUUGAGCCCGCCUUCUACACUCUAUCGAGGAAGAAGCCAUGCCCAUUGACGACAGGUCCCCGUACUCUUCCGACGACGAGGUCCUCAUCGGCCUCUCGGGCUCGGAUUCGUCAUCCGAGUAUGAAGUUAGCAUCUUCGCCAGCGAUGUUUCCGACGACUCUGACCUCGUCCUCCUCCACCACGACACCGAUGUCAACGUCUCGGCCCUGCGCACGGUUAACUCGGCCAUAGUGGGCCUGCACAGUAACCUCACGUCCGCACUCAGCAACUUGUCUCUUGCUUCGAAUGCUCCUGGUAAUAGGAGUGAAUCAGAGUCAUCAAAGCAAGCACCGAAGGACGCUGCUGCAGAGAAACGCAAGAAAAAGAAAGCGAAGCAGCGAGCUCGUAGGCAGCGCAAGGCCGCACGAGCGCACAAGGAACAGGCAAAGGCCUCCAAGUCACCCGCCCCAGCCUCAGGGGCUUCUCCUUCCUUGAACAUAACAUACGACGAGGCAUCUGAGUUUGUAACCAGCUCCCUGCAUGAUCCGAAGAGUGUCGACAAGCUUGCAUUCCUCCAAGCUCUCAUCGUCGAACUCGACGUCAAGGAAUCCGACUCCCCUGAGUUCCCCAAGUCACUGACGCAGGCCAAGAAACUCCUAAAAGAAGAUGCUCAUAUCAACAUUCGCGAGUACUACGCAGCCAGAGGCAAAACGCAGGCUGAGAUUGUCAAGCUCAAGCACCCGUCUCACUCGUCGUUGAGAAAGAGCAUCAGGAAGAAGAAGAAUCCCGCCCCCCGGGGCUGGGUCAAGGAGAAGGGGUUGCAGUCCUUACUUGUUGUCUGCUUCUAACGCGAACAGUUAUCAGGACCACAUACAAGUAUCUUGGUUUCAUCUCAGGAUAUUUACAUCACCAUUUUGCACAUGUAACAUCUAACGCGCGCACAGUAUCUUCCAUGGCCUGGCUUCUAAUUGGGACUCUCAUCUACUUGCAAUUGCUCUCUUGUUAUUGAAACUUCACAUACUUGUACAUAUGUACACUCUUCACCAAUGAUAUUGUUGUUC